Messenger RNA from Cannabis sativa, 869 nucleotides. RefSeq lists its product as uncharacterized. Gene Ontology annotation, cellular component: small-subunit processome; nucleolus; 90S preribosome. Bases 1 to 807 code for a protein of 268 amino acids. NCBI's taxonomy places the organism in Eukaryota, Viridiplantae, Streptophyta, Magnoliopsida, Rosales, Cannabaceae. The transcript has 6 exons. Gene Ontology annotation, biological process: maturation of SSU-rRNA from tricistronic rRNA transcript (SSU-rRNA, 5.8S rRNA, LSU-rRNA). The record is from RefSeq and is a predicted model, not a curated record.
AUGGGUGUUGAAGAAGAGAAUGGAACACUUGAGAAGAUUGUAAUCCCGGCUGAACAGAUAUUUGAUGAGCUAGACAUGAAAAAAAGAAGUAUCUUAGAGGAGAAGGCAUUGAGCGAUAAAAAGUUGAAGGGGCAACUUGUGAACAGAGAAGAGUUGUAUGGCAAGUCUGCAGAUGUUGCUGCCAAGACUGAGAAGCUUAUGCCAAGUGUGGAAGGCUUCCUUGAGACUGAAGGAAAAGAGAAUUCAUGGAGGAUCAGACAGGAAGAUAUUGCUAAAGAAGUCGAUCUUUUAAGUUCACGAACACAGUUUGAUAUUAUUUUGCCAGAGGAUCAUGGCUCAGUUUUAAGGCUUCAAUUUUUGAAGAACCAUUUCCUGUUGGCAUCAAUAAACAAAUUUGGACAACUUCAUUAUCAGGAUGUAACUAUGGGGGAGAUGAUACAUGAACCAUUCUAUAGUGAAAGGAUACCAUAUGAAGAUGUUUUGGGCAUAGGACACUCGAUGGGCUGGUCUAGCAUUCUCAUAUCAUCAGGUUCUGGAGAACCCAACUUUGAUUCUUGGGUUGCAAAUCCAUUCGAAACAUCUAAACAACGACGAGAGAAGGAAGUUCGUUCUCUUCUCGACAAACUACCUCCUGAAACAAUCAUGUUGAAUCCCACAAACAUUGGUUCAGUGAGGCUAAUGAAGAAGAAAAAUGUAACGAAACAGGAGAAAGAGGCUGAGAUUGAGGCUGCUAUUGAAGCUGCCAAAGAUACUGAGUUUAAGUACAAAACAAAAGGAAAGAAUAAGCCAAGUAAGAUGUUAUCUUGAUUGCAUUGUAAAUCAGUCCUUUCCUAUUGAUGGUUUUCCAUAUGUUUUACUUGUUUGAAAUG